This is a messenger RNA of Zophobas morio, 1212 nucleotides long. Its product is annotated as zinc finger HIT domain-containing protein 2. The record is from RefSeq and is a predicted model, not a curated record. NCBI's taxonomy places the organism in Eukaryota, Metazoa, Arthropoda, Insecta, Coleoptera, Tenebrionidae. The transcript has 5 exons. Bases 43 to 1089 code for a protein of 348 amino acids.
AAAAUUUCGUAGGCACUUUGUAGUUAUUGUUAGAGUUUGAAUAUGUCGAGGGCUAAAAUAAUCGAGCUGGACGAUACCAACACUUGUGAAAUAUGCGAUAACGCUCUAGCCAAGUACACCUGCCCCAAAUGCCAAAUCCGCUACUGCUCACUAACAUGCUACCAAUCCGAAAAACACCUCCAGUGUUCAGAAGAAUUCUACAAAAGUUGCAUCGAAGACGAACUCGCCCAUGAAACCAACGAAGAAUCCAGGCGGAAAAUGCUGGACAUUUUGAAACGGAACCACCUGGAGAAUAACGUGGACGAUAGUGAGCUGGACUCGGACGACGAGGAGGUGGCGGACAUCGCGGACCGCCUGGCCGGGGUGGAUUUAGACGACGCCGACCAAGUCUGGGACAAGCUCACCCAAGACGAGCAACAAGAGUUCAUCGCGUUCUUAAAGUCUGAAGACGUCACCAAGUUGAUACCAAGUUGGACCCCUUGGUGGUCACACUCUUCCAAAAACGUGGAAGACGUGCAGACGUCCAGCGAGUACAAAAAAGAGUGCCCCCAGCUCUUAAAAAUCAAAAGUUUUCACGAAAUUUCGAAAAAGAAACCGGCGAAUUGCGUCAAAUACAAUUUGAUUAACGUGGUGGCUGCUUAUGCGUUCGCUACGCGGUAUUUUAACGGCGAGCACCACGAUUUUUGCAAGGAGGUUAUAACGUGCGUGGUGGCGAUUUCCUUGUGCUUGAAAAUAAACCAGAAUUUCGAGGACUUCGAGACUGCUGUGAAGUCAGUGGAGUUCCAGUGCACCGAGAGCGACUGGAUCGUCGCGGACUCGGAAAAUUUCAAGCUCCUCAGGGACGACCUCGACAAAAUCCUCAAAGGGCCGGGUACAAGCGAGCCCAAUUUCUACACCUUAUGCGCCCUUUCGGACCUCCACACCCUUUUGAGCUCGUCGCUCAUAAAUAAAGACCACAAGACCUCCUUCAGCAAGAACUUCCCCAACGACCACUUCCCCGAGGUCAAACUAGAGUCAAAAAACAAAAUCAAGAGCUGUCUCAAAAAAGUUGAGUAUCUUCUAUCGUUUGCCAAAGAUCAUACAAUGUAGGUUCAAUUUUUGUGGAUAAUUUGUGGUACAAAGUCCGGUUUGAUUGCUUUGGAGAGCGACUCGGCAUACAUAUCCAAUCUUUGCGUCAUCUGUACAAAAAAAUUAUUGUAAAAAUUAAUGUGA